Meloidogyne enterolobii is the source of this 432-nucleotide messenger RNA. NCBI's taxonomy places the organism in Eukaryota, Metazoa, Nematoda, Chromadorea, Rhabditida, Meloidogynidae. The record is from the annotation of a GenBank genome assembly.
CUUGUAUAAAAUGUGUAAAGUACAUCAGAUAACGGUGAUCAAUUUUGUGAUGUGAUGCAUUGGCUGAAAAAAUUAAAAUAAGCUGUUAAAGAUCGGAAAUGUGAUGGAAACACAAGGUUUGGUAUGAUUUUUUUGUUUAAAUAUUAGUUAUAAGGGGUAGGGAGACAUAUCGGGACGGACAUUUCGGGAUUGCGGUGACAGAAUAGAAUAACUUGUAUGUUUAUGCCGUUUCUAAACCAAGAGGGAGGGGCAAAAGUCGGUCUUCCAAGUUUUUUUUGGGUUUUUGGGAGUCCAAAACUCAGUCCGGACAAAAUUCGGUCUUGCCAGAAUCGACAAUACUUCCUACCCAGUGGCCGUAGGUUCGACAUUGAAAUAUCCCAUAUGUCCGUUUCUAUUUGUCUGGCUUCUAUAAGGACACAGAUUUUGUUUUAA